Myxocyprinus asiaticus (Chinese sucker) is the source of this 2074-nucleotide messenger RNA. It is a transcript of the gene syngr2a, whose product is annotated as synaptogyrin 2a. The coding region runs from base 126 to 794 and encodes 222 amino acids. The record is from RefSeq and is a predicted model, not a curated record. The transcript is spliced from 4 exons. NCBI's taxonomy places the organism in Eukaryota, Metazoa, Chordata, Actinopteri, Cypriniformes, Catostomidae. Gene Ontology annotation, cellular component: synaptic vesicle membrane; neuromuscular junction.
GGUGGUGCAGCGGUACUUUCAGGAAACAAGUGCAUAAGUGAACAGCACAUUUCCGAGCUCAAGCUGGAUCCUCUGCCGCAGAUCUGACGACUGAAGAGGGGCAAGAGUCGCACGAAACACCGAAGAUGGAGACGAGUGCUUACGGUGCAUCGCUGGCCGGAGGAGCCUUUGAUUUCUCGAGCUUUAUAAAGCAGCCGCAGACUUUACUGCGCCUGUUCAGUUGGCUCUUCUCCAUAGUAGUGUUUGCUACCAUCGUUUCUGAAGGCUACAUCAACGAAUCCACUGGACAAGACACCAAAUGCAUUUUCAAUCAGAGUGACAGUGCUUGCAGCUAUGGAGUGAGUAUCGGAGUUCUAGCCUUCCUGGCCUGUGUUAUCUUUAUUAUCCUGGAUGCCUAUUUCCCCCAGAUCAGCAAUGCCAACGAAAGGAAAUACAUCGUCCUGGGCGAUCUUGUUUUCUCUGGAGCGUGGACAUUCCUGUGGUUUGUGUGUUUCUGUGUUCUAGCCAAUCAGUGGUCAAAAACGGUCAAUCCAGCGGGCAUCCCUGCUGAUGCGGCCCGAGCUGUGGUGGCCUUCUCCUUCUUCUCCAUUGCCACUUGGGCGCUGCUUACCGUGUUUGCCUUGAAACGAUACCGCCAAGGAUUGGACAGUAUUGAUUCAGGUUACACCGAUCCAGUAAGUGACCACACUUCCACGUACCCUUCGGCAUAUCCCGGUGCUCCACAGAAUUACCAGCAGUCCCCAUUCUCAACCACAUCUUCUGGAGAGGGAGGGUACCAGCCUCCUGCCUACUAAGGGAUGGCUGUUUUGUGACCUAACAAGUGUCAAGAAGGCAUUUUAACACAAUUCUGAAAAGCUCACCUGUGUGGACUGAUUCAUAUGCUCAACUCCACUGUAUUUUUUUUCCAUAAGAGUUUAAAUUGUGUCCUGUGGUUGACACUUGGUAUGCUUUGUGUAUUUUCAUGUUUUAAAGAGCAUUAUUUAUUUUUAUUUUGUGUUGAUUCCAGUAAAUGCUAAACAUGACCCUAAGUGCAAAAGUCAUUUGCACGUUUGCAGAAUUAUCUUAAUAAUGGUAUUGUUGGUUUAUUCCAAAUUGGGUUCCACUGUAUAGAUUGAAUAACAGCUGUAGAUGGUUUUACUCUUAGAAGACAAACAAUUUCAUGCUCUAAAUACACAAUCAUAUAAUAUGUUUUGAACAAUCACUACAGAACUAACAUGAAUUGGUUUCCUUAAAAGUAGGUUGAUUUCCAAACUAUAGUGUUGGGAAAAAACAUCAAAACAAAACUACUGAUACACAGACAAUAUAGUCAACAGACUCCAUGUGCCAAAUACAUUAAUACAAUAGAGUAAUUCACACCAUCGCCAUAUUUUGAAUUUGUUUGCCAUAAAAAGGAAAAGAACAUUUCUAUGCACUAAAUCUAUUGCCAAAUGGGUUUAAUAACUGCACACUGAAUGCAUCAUUGAUGAGUAGUUAGGUUGAUGUUGUGAGGUAGAAGUUAACUACCAAAUAAACUACUGUUUAAUGCUUUUAUUGCAUUUGUGACAAUAGGCUUGGCAAUGGUGUACAUUGUGUAGUGUGUAAUAUUGUAUACUGGAAGCACCUGAUUUUCAAAAUGUUAAACAAUCAUAAAAUAUAAUGUUGCUGUUUAAUUACAGCUGGAAAAUGUAUGUUUGAUUUUCUUUUAAGUCAGGCCAAAUAUUUCUGCAAGAUUUGUACCUCCUACCAUUGAAAUUAGUAUCUUGACAUUUUCAAGGAUUUUGUCUGUAAAUGCAUUUCUGCACUGACUUUUUUUUAGGCCACUUUUACUGUCUUCUGCAGUACCCUAAAUUUGAAGAAAGAAUCUGAGUUGGCCGGUAAUUAUUAGAGUUGUUUUGUUCUUUAAUAUGGUUGUGUUUUGUUGAUGGCUGAUAACUUUCCUUUAUUUCACUUUCACAGUUCUAAGCACAUAAUUGGUUUGCUUCCCUGUUCUUUUAUUUUUGCAACUGUUCCUGAAACAGCAGUUAUUGCAAUAAUCUCUUUUUUUGUAAGAAAAUACUGUCCAAUAAACCCUUGAUUGAUUGAAUGUUAAAAAAUA